This is a messenger RNA of Dentiscutata erythropus, 521 nucleotides long. The record is from the annotation of a GenBank genome assembly. Lineage: Eukaryota; Fungi; Glomeromycota; Glomeromycetes; Diversisporales; Gigasporaceae.
UGCAAUUAGUUUGUGAUGAUUUAAAAUAUAUUCGAUUUGCAAACUUUGGAUGGCCAGGAUCAGUUACAGAUUCAACAGCAUACAAAUCUACUCCACUAUUUAAUAAUGCUAAUAAGUUCUUUAGUAAAGAUGAAUAUUUACUUGCAGAUUGUGGUUAUCAACUUACUCCAACUACAAUUAUUCCUUACAAACAACCACAAGCUAGUAUUUCUGAAAAUACUUUUUUUAAUGAAAUACUUGCUAAAGAACGUGUUAAAAUUGAACAUGUUAAUGGAAUUUUAAAGGGAAGAUUUGGAUGUUUAAAUGGUAUAAGAACUCAAAUUAUAUCAAAAAAAAAUUUAAAAUUCGUUUUAGAUACUAUAAAGGCUACAAUUAUUCUUUAUAAUUUAGCAUUAAAUAAUAAUGAUAUUUGGGAGGAAAUUUUAAUUGAAACUAAUUUAAAUUUAAUAAAUUCUGAAAGUUUAAUAGAUAGAAAUUUAAAUGAAGCUGGAAAAAAAAUGCGAAAAAAUAUACAAAAUAUU